Molecule: messenger RNA, 513 nt
Organism: Caenorhabditis bovis
Lineage: Eukaryota; Metazoa; Nematoda; Chromadorea; Rhabditida; Rhabditidae
Source: the annotation of a GenBank genome assembly
AUGCAGAUUCCUCUAGUUCUCGCAAUUGGCUUCGUUCUCGUGGCAGCUCAACCUGCUCCACCUACCCAACCUUCCACAUCUCAACCACCUAUCACUGAUACACUCAUUAUACUCAGCACCGAUUCAACAGCCAACUCAUCUAGCAACAGCGUUUCAAGCACCACCACUCCGUCUGCCACUUCUACCGAUGGCUCAUCAGCAACGACCACGAAGAACAUUCGUGACAUCAUCGGCAUUAUCAAUAAGGUUUUAGAUAGUAAACCGGGUGAAAUGAUGGAUUAUUUCACGGAUGACGCCAUUUUCAGUUCAUGCGACCAAACUUAUGUGGCGAGAUUCGUGAAAUUAGUACAAAUUACUGAACGCAAAUAUUCAAGUGAAGCAUAUUUUGAUACUGUAGUCUAUAACGGAACUCGAUAUCGAUUUGCACUUGUCCCAUCAAAGAAAAAUUCAUCUGGCUACGCUUUCGAUUUCGUACGUGAGCUUGACUGCCCUGAUGAGAAAGCAUCUUAUUAA